This is a messenger RNA of Tricharina praecox, 1092 nucleotides long. RefSeq lists its product as uncharacterized. NCBI's taxonomy places the organism in Eukaryota, Fungi, Ascomycota, Pezizomycetes, Pezizales, Pyronemataceae. The transcript has 2 exons. The coding region runs from base 256 to 903 and encodes 215 amino acids. The record is from RefSeq and is a predicted model, not a curated record.
GGGAUAUAAGCCACGUCCUCCGCGGUUACCGCUCGAUACUCGGCCCUAUUCAUUCAGUUGAAGUCUUUAUUAACGGAUUUAACAGAAUUUCUUCUACCUGAAUCUUCCUUCCUUCCCAAAUUUCACAGUCAACCCGCUCAGCGAGCAAAUAUCACCGCUAUCCCACAUCACAAUCGGAUACAUUGGUCCCACAUACACUACUGGCACACGUACCACCGGCUUUUCUUACGGUCAGCCAGAUCAGCAAAGACAGCAAUGACCAUUCUUCUCCCCGAAAUCCACAAUACGGUCUUCCCGACCAAACCAACCACCGAGGCUUCCCCCGAUAUCUCCCAAAGAUUCCUGGUAGUAUCACCCUACACAGCUCCCGCGCACCUCCUCGACCUCACCACUGUGGACAAGCCGCAGCAGCUCAUGGCCAAGGCCCUGGUCAGCCUGCGCGCACUCACACCCUCGUACGCGGUAACACCGUACGCAGAAGCCUUCAACUGGGGCGAGGUAGUUGCGCAGCUCACUCCGCUCUCUUCAGAGGGAGAUGGAGAGGGAGAAGAAAGUUACAUAUUCCCGGAGACGUCAUUCUACAUAAUCGUCUUCCGGUCUCAAAUUGCACCGACAACUUCGGGCUUGCACCUGGGCGAGCUGGAUGCGGAGGCGCAUCGCGAGGCAACCCAGAGUGGUGGCUUGCUGAAGUACUGGUUUGGGACGCCUGAUCAAAAUGGAAGGAAUAUGGCCACAUGUGUCUGGAGGCAUCGGGACGAUGCUAAGCGUGGCGGCGCGGGUCCGGGCCAUGCUCGUGCUAUGCAGGAAGUCCGUGGACUGUAUCUUGAGUGGCAUGCAGAAAGGCUGUGGCUCACUGUUGCAAAGGGCGCGAAAUCCUAUCGUAUCAUCAAUUGGGUUGAUUGAUGGACUGUACACAUACAUAGACCGACUGGAUAUGUCGCGCAUACUUUUUCACUUAGCGUUUUGGUGUUUUUGGGAAGUUAGAGGCGUUGUUUCCGGUUCGGCAUCGGUCCUUUUAUCCGCAGGACUUACUUUUCGUAUGUAUUUGUAUACCUAGCACCCAUAACCUAGUGUGAUUUUGCAUAUACCAAC